Molecule: messenger RNA, 1200 nt
Organism: Zymoseptoria tritici IPO323
Lineage: Eukaryota; Fungi; Ascomycota; Dothideomycetes; Mycosphaerellales; Mycosphaerellaceae
Exons: 3
Coding region: 9-551 (180 amino acids)
Source: RefSeq, a predicted model, not a curated record
AUUUCAAAAUGAAGUUCUCUCAGCUCAGCACCGCGCUCCUCUUCGCGCCCGCCAUGGCCGGUCUUCUCUCCAAGCGUGGAGUGCAGGAGGUUCCCAACCCAGGCGUCGGCGAUGACAUUCCAAAGGAAGCCAAGGAGAAGUUCCUCAGCAACGACGUGAAGAACCUCCUCUUCACGAAGGACGCCGAAGCCCGCGACGACAAGGAGCAACAUCAUGUCCCAAAAUAUCUCUUCGUGCUCAUGUGCCGCACGCAGGGUUUCCGUGGAGAAUGCCUCGUCUUCGGAGCUGCUCCCGGACAGUGCGUGAACUACUACGACUUCAACACCGACGGGAAGACCGGCAAGUCAUACGACAAGAACAUCACUUCCCUCAGCAGCAGCUACGGCGACGUGUGCCAGUUCUACACCGAUAAGGACUGCGGCUUCGACAACGAAAACUCUGGAGUCAGCCUUCAGUACGCCUACAACCUUGACAUCAGUGAAAGCGGCAACACCCGACCCGACGACUACGAUGGCAGCUACGGCCACAACAUCUCCUCGUGGAGAUGCUAGCUCAGCCAUGCUUCCACUGCUCGCCCGAAUGCUCCUGACCUUUGACGGAAGACGAUGGGACAAUAAUACGGAAUGCAUGGAGUGUCGAGCUGUGAUUGGGUCUUGUGUAUUCUCGUCGCUUUGGGGUACAGUCUUUACCUUUGCACAAUGGAUAUGGUCAAACGAUUUUUGCUUCAUUGAUCUCCCGUCUCAUGCUCGUCUCCUACCAGCAUUCAGCAUCUCUCGUCGGACAUGAAUCCGCAUGUUCGUUGUCUUUCCCGGUCGAUCACUUGCCUCCGUGCCGUUUGCGUCAACUGCUCGGCCAUGUGGAAUCGGAACUGGAUCACCGUGCUCCAAUCCACGCUGAGUGACCACGCCCUGAAAUGAGAGUUCAACGGUGCAUGCCUUCCGCAUUCCAGUCCACAGACAUCUCAGUUCGACAGAGUUCUCUUCUAGUAUCCCGGAAAGUAUCAAUCAAAACGAGUACCGCGAUCAACGCCAUCAUCAUCAGACAAGCUUUCCGUCUCGCAAUACUUCCCCACAUCACCUUCACGAUCAGAUCUGAAGACGAACCAAUUGUAUGCAUUCGCCGCAGGAGUCCCAUACGUAAGCUCCAGAGUGGUGUUGCAACCACUAUCGUCCGCUCGCGUGAUCUGGAGCGGCUUGGGAA